This is a messenger RNA of Akanthomyces muscarius, 204 nucleotides long. RefSeq lists its product as uncharacterized. The record is from RefSeq and is a predicted model, not a curated record. The transcript has 3 exons. Lineage: Eukaryota; Fungi; Ascomycota; Sordariomycetes; Hypocreales; Cordycipitaceae. The coding region runs from base 1 to 204 and encodes 67 amino acids.
AUGCUGCUGCCCGGGUGGUCAAAGUCCCGCGGCCCCCAGCAGGCACGGUAUCGAUCCUGGAACCCGUCUGUGCCGGUUCUUGUCGAAUCGCUGGCCAGAAGAGGUAGUUGGUCCGGGCGACCAGAGCAGCCCGCUCAGGGGGGAUCCCUGUGGCAUGAUUUUUUCGCACGCCAGGUUACGUGUACCCAGAGAAUUACGGCAUGA